UUGACGCCAUAUUGGGGCCGGCGGCGGGUGGAAUAGUCGUACAGUGGAGGGGGAAGCGACUGGACGUGUUCCCUUGAGCGCUCGCCGCCGCCUCCACCUCGCAAUCCCUCCGCAUCGAUCGCCGCUCUCAAGCUUCUGACCCUCCUUGGGCGUUUGAGGAGCCGCGUCCCAGCCUCACGCCUCACGCGGCUGGUAUCGACUUCCGAAGGGAGCCGGUCUCCGCGCAGGAGCACCUCAGGCGCGGCGCAAAGCCCGAACGGACGGCGGGGGCGGCCGGAGCCUCUCCCGGGGGAUCCGCGCCUGAGGAGGCGGAAGAGCCCCCCUGACGCGGCUGGCGUGGGCUGUCGCCACCGCCCCUCCCGCUCCCGCCCGGGCCGGCCCCCGGCCACUGCCCCUGCCGCGGAGGCAGCGGCGGCGUCUCUUCUCCCCGCGGCCUCGCCUCUCGCCUGCCUGCGGCUGAGCCCGUCGGUUAGGCGACCCGCGAGUCCCCCCUUCCCUCCCCCGUCCUCGCCCUCCCCUCCCGCCACCCCUCCCCGACCCCACCCGCACCCAGCGGCGCGGCCGCCCCAGCCAUGGCGUGCGGAGCCACUUUGAAAAGGACUCUGGAUUUCGACCCGCUGCUGAGCCCGGCGUCCCCGAAGCGGCGGCGAUGCGCGCCCGUGUCGGCGCCCACCUCGGCCGCCGCCUCCCCGUUGUCGGCCGCCGCGACCACCGCAGCCGCCUUCUCGGCCGCCGCCGCCUCGCCGCAGAAGUAUCUCCGGAUGGAGCCGUCCCCCUUCGGCGACGUCUCCUCGCGCCUCACCACAGAACAAAUUCUCUACAACAUAAAACAAGAGUACAAACGCAUGCAGAAGAGAAGACAUUUAGAGACUAGUUUCCAACAGACAGAUCCGUGUUGUACUUCCGAUGCACAGCCACAUGCAUUUCUCCUCAGUGGACCAGCUUCACCAGGGACUUCAUCAGCAACGUCCUCACCAUUAAAAAAAGAACAGCCCUUAUUCACUCUACGGCAGGUUGGGAUGAUAUGUGAACGUUUGUUGAAAGAACGUGAAGAGAAAGUUCGAGAAGAGUAUGAAGAAAUAUUGAACACAAAACUUGCAGAACAAUAUGAUGCAUUUGUGAAGUUUACGCAUGAUCAAAUAAUGCGACGAUAUGGAGAACAGCCUGCUAGUUAUGUUUCAUGAAUCACGUUUUCUGCAUUUUUCUGGGCUGCCUUGUUCCUUGUUGAGUUGUUGCAAGAGGUCCCAACUAUGACAUGCAGCAAUGCCAGUACCCCCCUGUGAAUACAGGUUACUUCAAGCUUUCAUCAGUGGCAACCACUCUUAGGCAGCAGCUGGUUUUGGAAUUUCCCUGAUGUCAAUAUCACCCGGAAGUGGACCUUUGCUACCUGUAUUAAUACCAGUGGCCCCAUUUGCUGUAUCAUUACAAUUUGGCUUCUUACAUUAAUGUCUGAAAAGGAUUAAAGCUGGUAUUCUAAGAACAUGCCCUUCACUGGUUGUGUAAAUAAAACCGUAGAAUGACA
Talpa occidentalis (Iberian mole) is the source of this 1522-nucleotide messenger RNA. It is a transcript of the gene AKIRIN2, whose product is annotated as akirin 2. Lineage: Eukaryota; Metazoa; Chordata; Mammalia; Eulipotyphla; Talpidae. Gene Ontology annotation, cellular component: chromatin; nucleus. The record is from RefSeq and is a predicted model, not a curated record. Bases 573 to 1184 code for a protein of 203 amino acids. The transcript is spliced from 5 exons. Gene Ontology annotation, biological process: positive regulation of transcription by RNA polymerase II; positive regulation of innate immune response. Gene Ontology annotation, molecular function: transcription coregulator activity.